Messenger RNA from Hypoxylon trugodes, 1906 nucleotides. RefSeq lists its product as uncharacterized. Bases 211 to 1518 code for a protein of 435 amino acids. NCBI's taxonomy places the organism in Eukaryota, Fungi, Ascomycota, Sordariomycetes, Xylariales, Hypoxylaceae. The record is from RefSeq and is a predicted model, not a curated record. The transcript has 2 exons. Gene Ontology annotation, molecular function: protein binding.
UAAAAAACGAGGGGAGCUGCAGAUAAUCAUGAAAUACUUUACUUUUAUUCUUACAACUUCUUAUCUCGAGUAGAUGCCCGUCUUUACAAAUGGGGAUACGCUUGAUCUUUGAUGCCGCAACCCGAUACAAAAUAUUUUAGCGAGCAGUGCCGCCUGAAGCCUUGCUAAGGAUUCAUCGCUCGGUCUAGAAAAAAGCAAAAUUGAUAAGUGAUGGAGGGGCAAGGGCGCAAUCUCGCGCCGCUGAGGUCAUUAAUAUUAGACCUCCCUCCCAGCUGCAUCGAAUUCUGUCCCGGUCACCCGAACUAUUUUGUUGUUGGCACAUACAACUUACAAAAAGAAGAUGGGAAAGGUGCAGAAGUUGCCGAUGCCGAUGCCGACGGGGAAGGGCAGCAGGCAAAGAAGGCCACACAGACUAGAAAUGGCAGUCUUGUUCUCUUUAGAUUGACAGGGGCUGCAGAUAUAAACCAUGUACAGACCGUGCUCUACCCCUCUGCUAUCCUCGAUCUGCAUUUUCAUCCUAGUCGAGAAGGACAUACAGUGCUAUCGGUUGUCUCCAGCACAGGUACGCUUUCAUUCUUUAGGCUUCGGACUUCGGAGGAAUCCCCGGCCUCCUUGGAAGAGAUAAGUACCCAUCGGCCACUUGGUGAUGAUGAAGGAAUUCUUUUCUUAUCAUGCUCAUGGCAUCCGUAUAUUCCGGAGCUCCUGGCAAUUACGACAUCCAACCACCAGGUCCAUAUCCUACGUGUGGAUGACUCCUGGAAUGUCCGCACCACACGGGCGGAGCCAGUGAUCACUCAUAGCCUUGAAGCUUGGACGGUGGCGUUCUCGUCAUUAAUACCGAGAAGGCCGAACCUAGACCCGAACGUUUCGCUAGAGAGGAACUCGCAACUAUUCACUCUCUUCUCGGGUGGCGACGACUCGAAAUUAUUCGUCGCAAAAUGUUUAUACCAUCCAAUUCGAAUUGAUAGCGAAGCUGACUCGAUUGAAAGUCCGUUUUCUGCAAUUUCGUUAAGGGGUCAUGAAGCAGGGGUUACCGCUAUUCUACCACUGAACCUGCAAAUUGUGCUUCUUGGUUCUGUGGUUGUAACCGGUAGUUAUGAUGACCAUAUCAGAGUGUAUACUAUUAAUGAUCAAAAGUCAGGAUUGCCCCCUCAAAAUCCUAAGCUAAUAGCAGAACGGAAUCUCGAAGGAGGAGUAUGGAGACUCAAAUUAAUCAAGUUAGAGAAGACGACAGAAAUGGUACCGAGGACGGAUCAGACAGAGGGGACGACGAGAGAGCUGCGACGAUGGAAAGCUCUGAUACUGGCAUCGUGCAUGCAUGCGGGAUCGAGGGUGGUUGAAAUCACAGGUGAUGCCGUUACCGAAACAUGCCAGAUCAAUGUACUUGGUCGUUUUGAAGAGCAUAAGAGCAUGAAUUACGGCAGUGAUUUCCAACCAGGAUCUGAAUCAGAAGGUCGAAGCCUCCGAUGCAUAUCAACGAGUUUUUAUGAUCGACUGCUAUGCUUGUGGGAAUAUUAGUCAUGUAUGCCUGGGUCUAGGGAUUGGGUAGUACAAGGAUUGAUAUUUGGUCGAAUUGACCGGUCGAAGCACUUACUUCGUGGCACUGCGCAGACAAAACGUCGAUACUAAACUUCGUCAUGUAAUACGACGAAAACAAGCUUCUAUAUAUUGAUGAUUAGUCCUCUUUUUGGCCCUUUGAAAUGCCUAGACAUGUUCUCACAUGACUUUGUGACUCAUCCAGAGAGCUAGAUUACUGCAUGACGGGGCGAAUUAUGUAAGUACAUAUGUAGUACAUACAUACCUAGGUACCUACAUAUAUAAAUCAUUGUCACUCCCGUUUUCCUAGCCGCUUUCUGAGUCGCCCUACAAGAUAUUCUCUAAAGAGUUUUAAUUGCACAAACUGCUG